GCUACGUCCUGCGGCGGAACGCGGCAACAUGUUCCUCUGUUUCGACUUGACAGCUACCCUAGACUGACGGCGUUUCAUGAAGUUUUUUCUGGACUUUGCCGUCCAAAUCGUCAAAUAUAGAGCGGCUCACUGUCCUCCCGAAGUUUGCCGAGCCGGAACUGAAAUGUGUAAACGGCUUGGGACUAAAGUGCUGCAUUUGGCCCUGGCAAACUGUGACGGGCCGUUUGCUUCACAGGAGGCUCGUAUCGAUGUUGCUGACAUCCUGAGCUGCACAGUGAAGGCCUUGCAGGAUGGCCAUGUGGUUGCUGUGCCCACCGACACCAUCUACGGCCUGGCGUGUCUGGCCCAGAACUCGGGCGCCGUCCGCAAGAUCUACGACAUUAAGGGGCGCAAUGAGCAGAAGCCUCUGGCCAUUUGUGUUGGAGAAAUCCACGAUAUAUACAGGUACUGUAAGGUGGAGGUGAAAGAGGAGCUCCUCAGUGACCUUCUGCCUGGCCCGGUCACGCUGGUGCUCGAACGGUCUGAAAUACUUAACAAAGAGCUCAACCCAUUCACGUCGCUCGUAGGCAUCCGUAUUCCAGACUGCGGCUUCAUGCGUCGUCUUUGUCAGAUGUGUGGCGAGCCUCUGGCGCUGACCAGUGCCAAUGUCAGCGCACAAAACAGCACUGUGGCCGUCCAUGAAUUUCAGGAUCUUUGGCCCAAACUAGCCGUGGUGGUGGACGGAGGACCAAUAGAAGACCAAAGUCGCCUUGGAUCCACCGUGGUAGACCUAUCAGCGCAUGGCAGGUACCGCAUCAUCAGAGCCGGCUGUGCCUUUUCCUCAACGGUGGACGUGCUGGAAGGCAAAUAUGGACUCAAGUCAGAGAAUCUGGGAUGAUUCCGAAGUCGAGACACUCGGACUGGAACGCACAACCAAGCUUUUUCUUGGGAGAUUUAUUACAACUUUUAUUUUAAAGCCAGAAGAGAACAUGGAGAAUAUAUUCUGGACUUACUGGCUGUCAUAUUUUUAUAAUCGCAUGUGUGUGUUUUAUGUUUUUUCCAUUAUUUUAGUCAGUUAUCAUGGGAUCACGUGGUACUUUACCAUUUUGUGUCCAAUCCAAACAUUUCUGUCACUUAUUGAUACCACCAGUGUGAAAGAUGAUGUGAGGGAUUUAGAUUUUUAUUAUAUAACCAUAAAAAAUAAUCAAGGGGACCUUGAUUGAAUGGAUUUAUUCUGCAUGCCUGCAAACAACCUGUUACUCAUGUACAAUAAAAGCUGAUAUUCAUUUUAA
Messenger RNA from Phycodurus eques (leafy seadragon), 1271 nucleotides. It is a transcript of the gene yrdc, whose product is annotated as yrdC N(6)-threonylcarbamoyltransferase domain containing. Gene Ontology annotation, molecular function: double-stranded RNA binding; nucleotidyltransferase activity; tRNA binding. Gene Ontology annotation, biological process: regulation of translational fidelity. The transcript has 6 exons. The record is from RefSeq and is a predicted model, not a curated record. Gene Ontology annotation, cellular component: cytoplasm. Bases 77 to 877 code for a protein of 266 amino acids. NCBI's taxonomy places the organism in Eukaryota, Metazoa, Chordata, Actinopteri, Syngnathiformes, Syngnathidae.